AUGAAGGAAGGAAGGAAGGAAGGAAGCAAGGAAACGAGAAAGCGAGGGGGGAAGAAAGCGAGGAAGCAAGCAAGGAAGCAACUGAGGAGGAAAGGAAGGAAGGAACUGAGGGAGCAAGGAAGGAACGAUGCGAGUAAAGAAUUAAGCAGGGAAGCUAGCAACAAGGAAGGAAGGAAGCAAGCAAAGACGCAAAGAAAGGAAGGAAAAAAGCUAGGAAGUAAGGAAGGAAGGAAGAAGGCGAGAAUGCAAGGAAGCAAGGAGGGAAGAAAACAAGGAAGAAAUGAAGCGAGAAAAGAAGGACACGAGGAAAGAAUGAAGGAAACGAGGAAGCAAGGAAGGAGGAAAGGAAGAAGUGAGGAAGGAAGGAAGCAAGGAAGGAAAGAGGGAAGUGAGGAAGGAAAGAAGCGAUGAAGCAAGGAAAGAUGGAAGCGAGGAAGCAAGGAAGGAGGAAAGAUGGAAGCGAGGAAGCAAGAAAGGAAUGGAGCGAGAAAGGAAGGAGGCGAGGAAAAAAACGAAAGAAGCGAGGAAGCAAGGAAUGAGGAAAGAAGGAAGCGAGGAAGGAUGGAAAGAAGAAAGCGAGGAAUCAAGGAAGAAAACGAGGAAGCAUGGAAGGAGGGAAUGAAGCAAGGAAGGAAGGAAGAAAGGAAGGAAGUGAGGAAGAAAUUUGUGAAGGAAGCGAGGAAGCAAAGAAGGGGGAAAGAAGGGAGCGAGGAAGGAAAAAAGCAAGGAAGGAAGGAGGGAAACGAGGAAAGAAGGAAGCGAGGAAGCAAGGAAGGAAUGAAGCGAGGAAGGAAGGAAGCGAGGAAGCAAGGUAGGAAGGAAGUGAGGAAGGAAAGAUUGCGAGGAAGGAAGGACGCAAGGAAGCAAAGAAGGAAGGAAGGAAGCAAGGAAGGAAACGAGAAAGCGAGGAGGGAAGAAAGCGAGGAAGCAAGGAAGGAAAGAACUGAGGAAGAAAGAAAGGACGGAAGCGAAUUAACAAGGAAGGAACGAUUCGAGGAAGCAAGGAAGGGAGGAACUGAGGAAGCAAGGAAGGAAGCAAGGAAGGGAACGAGGAAGAAAGGAAGCCAGGAAGCAAAGAAGGAAGGAAACGAUGAAUCAAGGAAGGAAGGAAGGAAGGAAGCAAGCAAAGACGAAAGAAAGGAAAGAAGGAAAAAGCAAGGAAGGAAGUAA
Molecule: messenger RNA, 1170 nt
Organism: Owenia fusiformis
Lineage: Eukaryota; Metazoa; Annelida; Polychaeta; Sabellida; Oweniidae
Source: the annotation of a GenBank genome assembly